CUUUGAAAGGAUCAUUUCAGCGAAGUCGGCCUAUAGUACAUCAUCCAUAACUCCCCCAAUUCACCACCACCACCUCCAUCGCCACCACCUCCAACUGCCGCCCCUUCUCCCACCAAAAACCCUCCACCCACAUUUGCAUUAUUCAGAUUCACUAACAUAACCGUUGAAUUUUAUACACAACAGUAGCCAAAUCGGCGCCAAAUUUGGUGGGGCCAUCUCCAUUGCUCUCCCCCUCCCCCAUAUAUAUUGAAUCGGACAACUAAAACUUCGUUUUUUCUCUCUCCGAAUCAAGCAUUUUAAGAGUUUGAUGCAAACCCUAUAUUUUGUCUGCUUUGAUCUGGUGAGAGAGAAACUGAAUAAUGCAAUGGAGGAAUCUCCUUCUCCAUCUAGCGGCCUUCUCCAUGAUGAAACUGCCAGUGAGACCCUCUUGGGCGAAGAACAAGAAUUUGAUUCGGAAACCCUUUUGGCCACAGAAGAACGGGAGUAUAUUCAAUUCCUACUUGAAAAAGAGGCCGAUGCGGGUUUCUCGAGGCACCAAAGUUCGCUGAUUGCGAACGAUAACUGGACCAAAUCUGCUCGUUUAGACGCUAUUUGUUGGAUUCUCAGAACAAGAGCGAGCCGUGGGUUCCAAUUCCAAACCGCUUACCUGUCAGUUACUUACUUUGAUGGGUUUCUUUCAAAGGAACCUGUUGAUAAGCCUUGGGCAAUCAGAUUGUUGUCAAUAGCUUGUCUUUCUCUUGCGGUGAAGAUGGAGGAGUCGGGGCGGCCGCGGCUGUCGCAGUUCCUUUUGGAAGAAGGGUAUGAAUUUAAGAGGAAAAUGGUUCAGAGAAUGGAGCUUUUCGUGUUGACCAAAUUGGAUUGGAAGAUGAGAUUAGUCACCCCUUUUGCUUACAUUCAUUACUUCAUCAAAAUGUUCUGCAAAGAGGAGAGUCUACGGAAGAAUAUGAUUCCCAGAACAGCACAGCUGAUCUUGGAUGCAAUGGAAGACGCAAAAUUGAUGGAUCAUCGGCCUUCUACUAUAGCUGCCGCAUCCACAUUGCUGGCGUUGGAUCAAAAGUCAACAAGAAAUGCUUUGGAGAUGAAGGUCAAUGCUGUGAAUCCAACAGGAUUCCUUCAUAUUGAGGAUGUAGUCUCUUGCUAUAAUCGAAUCCUAGAGAUAGACAAGGAGACAGCAACAGCAGAACCAAAUUAUAGAGGGGCUGAAGCUUUUGAAAAUUCUUCCGUUAGUAAUGGUUCUAGCAGGAAAAGAAAAUCACCGUCGGUGACAUGAUAUCAGUGAAUUGUUGGGUGAUUAUUGGCCCCAUAAUGGUCUAAAAAAUCACCAGUUGGGUGUGUGAUUUUGUAGUCGAUUGGUGGUGUCACGAGCAUGUAAAGAAAGGAGGGGGGCAAAGGGUAAUAAAAGCAAUGCUUUGGGGUACAUGGAAGCUUACUGUUAUUUGUUUGAGGUCCAAAGCAAAGCUGACAAAGUGGGGGACUUGAAAGCUGCUUUGUACUCAAACAGCGAUUCUCAGUUUUGUUCAACCUGUUACUUCACUUUUUUUUUUCUUUCCAUCUUUUUGGUGUCAAAUAUACCCUUUGCAACGCCAACUUUUGAUGAUGGGUGUGCUUGGGUCGGGAUGCUUUCUUUUUUGCAUUUGAAAAAGCCUGGGGAAAACCCUAACAGGGCAGGGGCUCCAUUUUUUGUUUUCAUGUUUUAGUGAUGUCUUUUUAGAGAAUGGCCACGCCAUGCUCUAUUCCUUUGUUGUGUAGCUUUUGUUGGUCUUGUAUUGAGGGCUCAUGAAACCAAGACAUUUCUUGGAAUUGAUACGUUUGCUGCUUUGGACCAUCAGCUGGUCUCCAGCAUUAUCAUCAUCAGCUAAUGAUUUUGUUAGUUUUCCAACCCGAUCUUUUUCCAAGAGCACUGCAAAAGAUAAUGUUGUAAAUAAAAAUAAUGUUCGAAUUUAGAAUUGAUGUGGUCAAAACGUAAAAGAUAAUCUGAUAUGAUCCUGGCAUGGUUACAGAGUGUGCC
Molecule: messenger RNA, 2008 nt
Organism: Diospyros lotus (date-plum)
Lineage: Eukaryota; Viridiplantae; Streptophyta; Magnoliopsida; Ericales; Ebenaceae
Product: cyclin-D5-1-like
Exons: 5
Coding region: 308-1270 (320 amino acids)
Biological process (GO): mitotic cell cycle phase transition; regulation of cyclin-dependent protein serine/threonine kinase activity
Cellular component (GO): cyclin-dependent protein kinase holoenzyme complex; nucleus; cytoplasm
Molecular function (GO): cyclin-dependent protein serine/threonine kinase regulator activity
Source: RefSeq, a predicted model, not a curated record